Messenger RNA from Elaeis guineensis (African oil palm), 3105 nucleotides. RefSeq names its product CRM-domain containing factor CFM3, chloroplastic/mitochondrial. Gene Ontology annotation, molecular function: mRNA binding. The record is from RefSeq and is a predicted model, not a curated record. NCBI's taxonomy places the organism in Eukaryota, Viridiplantae, Streptophyta, Magnoliopsida, Arecales, Arecaceae. Gene Ontology annotation, biological process: RNA splicing, via transesterification reactions.
ACCUCCUUAUCCGCCAGUGUGGAGCGAGCUGAGCUGCUUCCCUCUCUUCCUCCCAUGGCGCCAUUUUAUCGCCUUCUUCGAAACAAAUUUUGAAACAAUCUUUUUGUAAAUAAAACAAAAAUAUGGCUAUUUCCACGGCGAAGUUAUCGGAGAUCCCCUUCCACCAUGGCCCCCUUCCCCUCUGCUCCCGCCCCUCUAUCUCUCUCCUCCGUUGCCGCUUCCGCCUCCUAUUCUCCGCCUCCGCCUCCGCCUCCGCCUCCCUCCGCCUUGCCGAGCGCAGUGGCGGCGGAGGCGACUCCCACGCCCGCCGCACCCCCAAACCUCGCAAAUACCCCUGGGACGACGACUCCGCUGCCGGAGAAAACCCUAACCCUAGAAACCCCACCGGCUCCCGCCCCCUCCGCCCUGCCCCCUCUGCCCCCUGGCUCCAGCAAUGGGCCGCUCCCGAUCCCCUCCCCCCCGCCCCACCGCCGCCCUCGGAGAGGAGCCCGGCCGCCACUGGAGGCCGCUCUCAAAGCGACGCCGGCCGUGGCUCUAUCGAGAGGAUCGUGCACCGGCUGCGGAAUUUAGGGCUGGGUCUCGACGAGGACGAGGAGGUGGGAAGCUCGGAGGAGGCGCGGCCGCUGGAUGGGAGAGAGAAGCUGGGGGAUUUGCUCGAACGGAGCUGGAACCGCCCCGAUUUGCCCAGUCCGGACGGGGCGGUCCUGCCAUGGGAGAGGGAAUGGGAGAGUGGGUUUGAAGGGGAGGGGGAGGGUUUGAAGAAGAGGAGGGUGAGGGCGCCGACCCUGGCGGAGCUGACGAUCGAGGAUUCGGAGCUGAGGAGGCUGAGGCGGCAUGGGAUGAUGCUGAGGGAGAGGAUGACGAUUCCGAAGGCUGGUGUCACGCAGGCUAUAGUGGAGAAGAUCCACGAUGCCUGGCGGAAGUCGGAGCUAGUCCGGCUCAAGUUCCAUGAGGCAUUGGCCCAUGACAUGAAGACGGCACAUGAGCUUGUCGAGCGUCGGACUGGAGGAUUGGUUAUAUGGAGAUCAGGAAGUGUUAUGGUGGUCUAUCGUGGUAGUAACUACAAAUGGCCUUCUAGGUCUCAAUCUUCAGAUCUUGAAGCCAAGUCUACAAAAUUAUCUGAUGAAGGCAGCACAUUAUUCAUUCCAGCUGUUUCAGGUGCUCCCAAAUUAGUUGAUGAGAAAGACAUUCAUUCUAUAUCUUCAACAGCAGAACAGGCCAGACCAUCUCUAAUGAUCCCUGAGAGCACUGAAAGCAUGACAGAGGAGGAAGCAGAAUAUAAUCAAUUGCUUGAUGAGUUAGGUCCUCGCUUCGUUGAUUGGUGGGGUACUGGAAUUUUACCUGUGGAUGCUGACUUACUACCUCAAACUAUUCCUGGCUAUAAAACGCCAUUUAGACUUCUUCCCAUGGGGAUGCGGUCACGACUUACCAAUGCUGAGAUGACCAAUAUGCGAAAGCUGGCAAAAACUCUUCCUUGUCAUUUUGCCCUCGGCAGAAAUAGACACCAUCAAGGCUUGGCAGUUGCUAUUCUGAAGCUCUGGGAAAAGAGCUUAGUGGUGAAAAUUGCUGUCAAACGGGGAAUUCAGAAUACAAACAAUAAGCUAAUGGCUGAGGAGUUGAAGAAACUGACAGGAGGAAUCUUGCUUCUCCGGAACAAAUAUUACAUUGUCAUCUAUCGCGGGAAGGAUUUUCUUCCAACCUCAGUGGCCUCUGCUUUGUCCGAAAGGCAGGAAUUGACAAGAAAUAUUCAAGAUCUAGAGGAGAAAGCACGCAACAGAAUGGUUGGGGAAUCUCAUGCUGAUGGACUUGGAGCGCAUGCACUUGUAGGUACAUUAGCUGAAUUUCAGGAGGCUGAGGCACGGUGGGGAAGAAAUGUAUCUGCUGAGGAAUAUGAGGCAAUGAAAGAAGAAGCUUCCAGAUCUGAAAGGGCUAAGUUAUUCAAGAAGAUUGAACAUAAACUUCAUAUUGCCCAAGCCAAGAAAUUAAGAGCAGAGAGACUGCUUGCAAAGAUAGAAGCAUCAAUGGUUCCUGUUAGCCCAUCUGAUGAUCAGGAAACAAUAACCGAUGAAGAGAGAUCUGUCUUCCGCAGGAUUGGUUUGCGAAUGAAGGCAUAUUUGCCUCUUGGCAUACGUGGUGUUUUUGAUGGUGUUAUAGAAAAUAUGCACUUGCAUUGGAAGCAUAGAGAAGUGGUGAAACUAAUAUCCAAGCAGAAAACUCUUUCGUUUGUUGAGGACACAGCACGACUAUUAGAAUAUGAGAGCGGUGGAAUUUUAGUGGCAAUUGAAAGAGUUCCCAAAGGAUUCGCACUAAUUUUUUACCGUGGAAAAAAUUAUCAACGACCUAUCAGCUUGAGGCCUAGAAAUCUCCUGACAAAGGCUAAAGCAUUAAAACGUGCAGUUGCAAUGCAACGCCAUGAGGCACUCAGCCAACACAUAAUUGAGCUGGAGAAAACAAUAGAGCAGAUGAAACUAGAUCUGGGUAUCUCAGAAGGUGAAGAAAGAGAUACAAAUAAUCCACAGCUUAUUCAAACUGGUUCCACUUCAUGUUUAAGUCAGAUCAAAAAUGAAGACACCUCUGUUGAGUCUGAAGAUGUCGAUGACAGUGAUGAUGAUUAUAAUGAUGAUGAAGAUUCAGAUUUUGAGGCAAACAGUUCCGACUUAUGAUCUAUGAUGCUGGAAUUCUUGUGUACAAUGAUUCUUUUGAGCAUUCUAUCAAUGCAUGUUGCUGGAUAAGUGUAUCCUUUUUCCCCCAAUCCUUUAAUUUUGAUGAAACUGUAAUUGUCUAUGCAAAGUUGGCUCAACCCCCAUGCACACACACAAACACAGAAAAGGCACUAGCAUACAGGCAUAAACAUUUCAUCUCCCAUUUAUGAGAACUGGGAUACAAUGACCAUGUUAUUCCAAUGUCAUUGCUAUAUCCGUGCGUCAAAAAAUUGACGAGUUACUUCAUUACUCCGCUGAUUUAGAUACUUUAGGAUGACAUCAUUUGAACCGAUUGUGGAGGCUUUUGAGUAUUUUCUGUCAAGGUGCUUGGGCCAAGGUCAAAAGACAUAGGCUACAUGAAUGGAAGUAGUUGUAAAGAAUUUGAAACAUAUUGUACGAAAAA